Molecule: messenger RNA, 1791 nt
Organism: Colletotrichum paranaense
Lineage: Eukaryota; Fungi; Ascomycota; Sordariomycetes; Glomerellales; Glomerellaceae
Exons: 3
Coding region: 1-1791 (596 amino acids)
Molecular function (GO): acetylpyruvate hydrolase activity
Source: RefSeq, a predicted model, not a curated record
AUGCCGAAGACUAUCAAACACCCAAUCAGCUUUGUUGCUUUCCAACAGCGAGGUGAAAAUUGCCCCGGAAUUGGACACCUCGACACAGAAUCGCAAAACAUUCAACCCCUCAGCUUCAACUCCGGGAAAGCUGUUGAGAACUUGUAUCAGGUUAUUGUGGCGGGCGAACACACAUACUUAGCUGCUGGUCCAGUCUUACACGUUCAUGAUGUGAAGCUUCUGCCUCCUAUCUCAGGGAGAGAUAUCCUCGCAGUUGGCAAAAACUACAUCGAGCAUGCGAAGGAGUUCAACAGCUCGGGUUACGAUAGCUCUGAUAAGGUGGACUUGCCAAGCCAUCCUGUGAUUUUCACGAAGCGUGCCACUUCAAUCAUAGCGAAUGGAGAGGAACUGCAUAUUCACAAGGGAUUCACCGAGAGCGCUGAUUAUGAAGGUGAAAUUGGCGUGAUCAUCAGUAAACCAGGGUACAAAAUCCAAGAAGAUGAGGCUUGGAAUCACGUAUGGGGGUAUACCAUCAUCAACGACGUUACUGCCAGGGAACGGCAAAGAGACCACAAGCAGUUCUACAUCGGCAAAUCCGCAGAUACUUUCUGCCCAAUGGGCCCCAGUGCUGUACGAAAGGAGGACUUACCGGACUGGGGGCGGUCUUUGCGUUUGCGGACUCAUGUCAAUGGAGAACUUCGACAAGAUGCCACAGCCAAAGACCUAAUCUUCUCCAUCCCUCAUCUUAUCAGAACGCUGUCUGCGGGCCAGACGCUCCAGCCGGGUGAUGUCAUCGCUACGGGCACCCCUGCUGGUGUUGGCAUUGGCAAAGCCCCUCCGGUCUUCUUGAAACCCGGUGAUGAACUCGCCGUCACUAUCGCCGGCCUCGGUACUCUGAGAAACAGAGUCGCCGACCACUCGCAGAUCAAUCCCACUGAACAGAAGAUUCUGGAGCGAUCGAUGGAUCUGUUUCGCCUCGAUAACAGCGAGAAGUCAAAGCAAGCCCAAUUUGGCCUCAACAGGAGUAUUGGUCGCUUCGGGGCAGGUUACCAGCGACUUGGUGUUGGAAAAGACCCCAUCAUUCUCGUCCAUGGUCUUGGAGGCACCAAAGACUACUGGCUGCCGUUGAUAACUUCUCUGGAACUCGGGGACUCCGCCUCGGUACACGUGUAUGAUUUCGCAGGGCAUGGCCAUACACCGACACACCCUCUGGAGACCAUCACCGUCGAUUCACUUACUCAAGAUCUUUCGGGAGUCUUCAGUCUAGCUGAGGCGGACUCAGGCACAUCCCCUGCAACUCUGAUCGCCCACUCUCACGGGUGCUUGAUCGCCAUCAGUUACGCCCUCGCCCAUCCUGGACAUGUCCAAAGACUGAUCUUGUUCGGGCCACCCCCCUUGCCUCUCCAUUCCUCGAUCAAGGAUCAGUUGAUCAAUUUUGCGUCUCUCGCGAGAACUCAGGGCUUGUCCAAGAUUAUCGAGGAUGUAGUCGCGACCCAAGUGUCAGGUCAUACCAAGAAGACCAACCCCUUGGCAGUGGCUGCUGUACGACUCAGUCUCGCGGGUCAAGAUCCAGAGGCCUACGCCAAGGCAUGUUCGGCUUUUGCUUCGGCUGGUGUCCUUGGCCUCGAAGAGCUUGAUGCGGAAACCCUGCUGAUUACGGGACAAGAUGAUCCGGUAUCUUCACCAGCGGUAGUUGAAGACUACGUGCAGAAAAUCAAUGGUUCUCGCAAGGUUGUGUUACCAAACGUGGGUCACUGGCAUGUUUUCGAAGACUUUGCCGGUGCAGAUCAGAGUCUGCGAGAGUUUUUGUAA